GCCUACUUUCUCUUUAGUGGUGUCUAGCAGAAAGAGAUGGGGGGGGGGGGCAUUGUAGUAAAGUAGGGGGAAGUUGAUAUUUACUGUAUUUGACACUGUACGGAUACGUUCCAAGGAUUCCAUGCGCACUGAGGCACAGCCUUGUGGAACAGGUGUGUUAAGGCUUUCCGCAUCGAAGCACACAGACUGAACGCCCAUACACCCUUCAGAUAUGGGCGACUGUCUUCGUAAGUCAUGCCCCUGUUUGGAGACGAUAUGGGUCAGACUGUUUGGCGUCAAAAAGAACAGUGGAUGCGUUUCGAACAAUGACUCCAAUAACGACUGUGGGGUGGACUCGAGUAAAAAUGUUUGUCAGCCGUUACCGAAGAAAGCGCUCAAGCCUCCCCAGGCGCCCCAAAACGCGGAAAGCGCCAUUUACAUGGCUUUGUGGAGAUUUGAGGCACGAGCUCAAGAUGAGUUGACGUUCCAGGCGGGAGAUCUGUUCAACGUGAUCAGUCGAUCUGGAGACUGGUGGACUGCCCGUAAAAUAGACAAGAACGGGCGCGUUUUAGCGACUGGAAUUGUGCCGUUUAACUACCUGGCUAGGGGAGAAUCUCUCGAGGCACAGCCAUGGUACUUUGGGAAGAUGAACCGCUUUGAAGCUCUGGGUCAUCUCAUGUCCCCUGAGAACCAAGACGGAGCCUUCCUCAUCCGUCUCAGUGAGAAAGACAGUGUGGGAUAUGUCCUCUCAGUCAAAGACAAAAAGAAAGCCAAGCACUUCAAGAUCUGUGAGACCAAGGGCAAGUACAAUAUAAACCAGACACACUCCUUCAGUAGCCUGAUCGACCUGGUGGAGUUUUACACCACUCAGUCUCUGGGUACAGUGGAGUGCUUGGGCAAGGCCUGCAUCAGGAAAGAGCCAGUACCCCAGGACUUGUCCCAUUCCACGGUGGACGAAUGGGAGCUCCCUAAGGAGGAGUUCACCGUGGGAGAACAACUGGGCAGCGGGUACUUCGCCGAUGUUCACCGAGGCGUUUGGAAGAACCGCAUCAACGUGGCCAUCAAGAUCCUCAAGAACGACUCUGUGAAUGACCUGGAGUUCCAGCGUGAGGUUCAGAUCCUGAAGAAAAUAAGGCACAGACACCUGAUCUCCCUGUUCGCUGUCUGCACCUCGUCAGCCCCCUACUACAUAAUCACUGAACUCAUGGAGAAGGGAAACCUCCUGAACGUCCUCAGAAGUUCGGAGGGGUCUAAACUGGACCUGAUGUCUCUGGUGGACAUGGCAGCCCAGGUGGCUGAUGGGAUGGUGUAUCUGGAGCAGGAGAACAGCAUCCAUAGGGACUUGGCGGCCCGUAACGUCUUGGUCGGGGAGAACUACAUCUGUAAGGUGGCUGACUUUGGACUGGCCAGAAUUAUAAAGGAGCCCGUCUAUCAGUCUGAGGAUAAGAAGAUUCCAUACAAGUGGAGCUCCCCAGAGGCCAUCAGCCACGGACGCUUCUCUAACAAGUCCGACGUCUGGUCUUUCGGUAUUCUACUCUGGGAAAUGAUGACCUAUGGUGGAAUCCCCUACCCAGGUUUGAACAACAUUGAGGUGUACCGUCAGAUCAUCGCUGGGUACCGGAUGCCGGCUCCGGAUAAAUGUCCAGAUUUCAUCUACAAGAUCAUGCUGAGCUGUUGGAGUGACAGCCCUCCAGAUCGACCAGACUUCAAAGAACUCCGACACAAACUGGAGAAUGUGAACCGCUACGAGCUGGAGUAGUGAGCCUGACCUGGGCCAGGCCUGCAGUGAGCACCCCGGACCACCGGGGGGCAACAGAGUCCAGGAUUCUCAGUGGACAGUGGGAAUUAGGCAUGCAUUAGGUACAUGGCAAUAAUGUGGCAUUGGAUGGCACAUAGCCAGGUGUAAUUCCGGACAGUAACGAACUGUGAGGUGGUCCGCGUGACCAAAUGUGGUCUUAAGUCUGAGAGAAUCUGGUUUUCGGCGUAACAAUUGUGGGUUCAAUUCCUGGGACCAACAGUUUAACUGCAUGCAAACAUGACUUUAGUUAGCAUUGGACAAAAGUGUCAGCUACAUGGCAUGUAUUAUUACAUUUUCUAUCCUAACAUGCUAUAUUAUUAUUAUUAUUAUUAUUUAUGCUGUAUAUUAUAACAAACAUAGAGGACUUGGCUUUAACUGUGACGGAUUGGAAACUCAAGUGAUACUUUGGCAUUGUUUUUGAAAUUGUUUUUGUUUUUUGUUUCUGAACAGAUUUUCGCUGUUCUUUAAACACCUUUACUAUAAUACCAUAUUUCACUGUUAUCUUUAAUGUAAUUUCCUCUCAAUCAUACUAUGUACUUGACAGUAGUAAAACACUUGCCAUAUUUAGCAUGAGGCUGAAGCUUAGUUCGAGAGAUAGAGACAGAAUGAGAGACUUUCCCUGUCCCCUCCUACUGCGGUCUUCUUGGUAAAACUAGGUCAGCGACUCUCUUCACGGACUGGCCCACCUUCCUGCCGCUCCGGGCAGAGCGGCCAAUCCCUCCUCCCCUGCCUCUCCGGUGAUGAAACAGCAUUUCUGGGCAACAGAACUGCCCUCGGCUGGUCUGCCUGGUGCUGACACACAAAGUCAGUAGUGACACACAAAGACAGUCGGCACCAGGUCACUGCAGAUUGUGCAAAGUUGUAAAUACCACAACAGGCUGAUUGUCUAAUACCUGUAGCUAAGGAGAACACUGGUUUAUGUCCUUUUCUUUGUUCUAUACGUCUGUAAAUAGUGUUCGGGUGUUUCGAUCCAAUCCUAAAACUACACUUAAGGCAUUGCAAGUUCCCAGGAGCUCAGUGGGAUCCAUCAUUGGGAAAUGAAGGAAGUUUGGAAGCACCAAGACUUGUCCUAGGUCUGGGCAUUCAGCUAAUUUACCAGAAAUGGCCUGAGCAUGGUUUCCGUUGAUCUCAUUGGAGCGAUGAGGGCACCUGCUGGUACAAGCCAUCCAGGUUCAUCCACUCUCUGAGUGUCACAAUCUCUUGUGAGAUUGGGGGCCCGAGGACUUCAUCCAAAGUCAACUUUCAGUGUGUCAGAACCGGGUCAGGACCUUGUUGAUGCAUACUGUCGUCCUCGUCGAUCUGGGUUGUACGCUCUGCUGCCGUUGGGCCAACUUGUGCUUGAUACGGCCUCAUUCGUGGGCGUGUGGGUCAGACGUUGGCUCUGCCAACCGGUGCUGGGACCACGCAGUGCUGCAAGCCGGUCCGGCAGAUUAAUUGUGGGCAAAGAAGUCCUAGGCAGGCCUCGGCUGACUAAUGCCGGGACCAUGUUGUUCUAAAAGCCAGUCCCAGGCCUCAGACAUGGGUGAGGGGGUCCCACUUGGUAGGCUUUAGCUGUCCCCAUCAGCAUUAACCAGAGAAAGCGAUAAGAAGCAUUUAAUGAGAAGGCAUCUGAUUGUGAUCUUGCAGCAAGAAUCCAGAUAUGUGUUUCAUCUGGAUCGAAGUUCUCCCCCUGAAAGUCGAGUCAAAACAAGGGGAAAUUAUUGAACAGUGUUUUACAACCAAAUAGAGUUUUGGGAGGAUUCGCAGACUAAAUCAAAACUGCUAUAUAGCAGAUAUUUUGUCCAGGUAGUUUUCUGUUUUCCCCUAGAAGCAAGGUGAAUUGUACUAGCAUUAGAACGUGCUCCAGGAGUGCAUGGUGAGAUUUGCUCAUCAUUUUGAAUGUUUGAAAACAUGUUGCCCUACAUGUGAAGCUAUUUUGCACAUUUCUUUAGUAAUUCCAGUUAAGGGGUAAUACAAGAAAUAUAAAGAAAUGUAUUGUGGAAUAUUGUGAAAUGUGUGUGUGUGUGAGUUAGUGAGUGGUUGAGUUGUACAGGUGAUGAAAUAUCCUACUGUAUAAUAAGUUGGUAUACCAAGGGAAUAUAUUUUUGUUUACCAAUGAUGGGAUAACUGUAGUAAUACACUUUGGGGGCUCAUCCGGGAUUGGCGCUAACGUCAAGAUUCAACUCAGUUUAGAGGACAAGGCCAUGUCACACUUGCUGCACCAAUGUUAUUUAAGGUAUUGAACUGUUUACUAGUUCACCAGCCAACAGUUCCAGUUCUAUUGGUCUUUUCCUUGACACUAGGACAGCAGUCCCUGCCCAUUUUCCAUGAGAGGUACAGUCACUGUGUUUGAGUGACAGACUGUCAGCCCAAUGAAAGUUUUGUUGUGGUCUCAGGGGGUUUCUGACGAAUAUCUUCUGCUGCCUGACAUUUCUCAACAUCAGAGGAGGUCCGGAAGCAUAAACAGAAUCUCCGACACAGUUAUGCCGCCCAGCUGUUACUAUUGCUGUCCAUGAGGAGAGUUGAGGAAACCCAGGGAAGCUGUCAGACGGGCAAGACAGAUAGGGGCUUCUGUGUCAGCGUCUGAGAGUGUAUUUGUAUAGUAUUUGUAUAAAGCAUGUUUCCCUCACGUGCUGUGAAGUAUUACAUACAUGUAAGUCAU
Esox lucius (northern pike) is the source of this 4418-nucleotide messenger RNA. RefSeq names its product PTK6 protein tyrosine kinase 6b (gene ptk6b). Gene Ontology annotation, biological process: innate immune response; protein phosphorylation; cell surface receptor protein tyrosine kinase signaling pathway. NCBI's taxonomy places the organism in Eukaryota, Metazoa, Chordata, Actinopteri, Esociformes, Esocidae. The record is from RefSeq and is a predicted model, not a curated record. The coding region runs from base 212 to 1738 and encodes 508 amino acids. The transcript is spliced from 9 exons. Gene Ontology annotation, cellular component: extrinsic component of cytoplasmic side of plasma membrane. Gene Ontology annotation, molecular function: ATP binding; non-membrane spanning protein tyrosine kinase activity; signaling receptor binding.